AGAAAAAUAUGGAAUCUUACAAAAUCAUGUCAACUUCUAAUAUCCCACGUACAACUGUGUUAUUCGGUAGCUGAACGAGGUUCGGUAAUCGUUAGCAGACUCAGGUUCAGAAUUCGGGGUUAAAUCCCCCGGGUUCAAUCCGGGGAAAUAUCCCCCAGCUUAAUCCGGGAGUAGGAGAGAGAAUGGAAAAUAAUAUCUUUCAGCAUAUUCAAAACCCGGGGUAGGGAUGGACGGUUCCCACAUUGCAACACAGAUCGAUACUCUCAAAUCUGAAGAAUUGGUUGAAAAGAAAUCUGUUAAUUUACAGAAUACUCCCAACAUGAGAGUUUAUCAAAGGAUGGAGGAACUGAUGACCCGAAUGCAGGAUCUGAGUACUGGUGUCCCUGUGAAAACUGUCAAAUCUUUUAUGACCAAAAUUCCGAGUGUGUUUACAGGACAAGAUAUAAUUUGCUGGAUUAUGAAAAAUGUUUCUGUGUCUGAUCAAGUGGAGGCUCAUCAUCUAGCGAAUAUGCUUGCAUCACAUGGAUACUUUUUCCCGAUAGAUGAUCAUAUUCUUUCUGUGAAACCCGACAAUAGUUCUCUGUACAGGUUUCAGACUCGAUAUUUCUGGCCCUCCAACUGCUGGGCUCCGGAGAAUACAGACUAUGCCGUCUAUCUCUGCAAGAGAACCAUGCAGCACAAGACAAGGCUAGAGCUGGCGGAUUACGAGGCUGAGAACCUGGCGAGGUUACAGAAAAUGUUCACGAGAAAAUGGGAAUUUAUCUUUAUGCAAGCUGAAGCACAAUCAAAGAUUGAUAAGAAGCGAGAGAAGCAUGAAAGAAAAAUUUUAGACUCUCAGGAGCGUGGGUUUUGGGACCUGCACAGACCCCCACCAGGCCAGAUAAAUACUACAGAAUUAGAUAUGAAGGUGAUACUCCGUCUGAACCAUAUAUUUGGAAUAUGCGAGGAGGAGGCCGAGGAUCCUGAGACAAGACUGGAGAAUCUGAGAAGAAUUAGGAAUAGAGAACUAUCCAGAGGAGAACGAAGAACCGUCAAAUUAAGUAAAUGCGGGGAAACGUAUAUAGAAUUCUUCCAACAAUACCAACAGUAUGAUGCUUUACUCUGCCAACAGGAAAGUAUGAGUCCUUGGAUAACUGAUAAUACUGAUGUAUGGGAGGGGGAAAGAUGCGCUAAAGAUCUACCAGAGAGGAGAAUAAAACGUUGGACAUUUUCAGGUUGGGAGUUGUUAAGAGAUCCUAUUGGACGAGAUCAUUUCUUAACUUUCCUAGAAAGAGAAUAUGCAACAGAAAACCUUCUAUUUGUGGAAUCUGUCUGGAAUAUGAAAAAAAUGGCCGAAAAGGAUGUUCCAGAGGAGUGUUUAUCUAUAUGGAACAGGUUUAUGGGUCAGCAGGCUGAGAUCCCGAUCAACCUGGAUUCUAAAUCCUUUAAGAUUACUCAGGAGAAUAUCAAGAACCCUGAUAGAUGGACUUUUGAUAUUGCUUGUGCCCAUCUCUACUACCUUAUGACCAGUGAUAGCUAUUCCAGAUAUGUACGUUCGUCUCACUACAAGGAUUUCCUAGAGAAUUCUCGUAAGAAGAGCAUUAAAGGAUUUAUUCCAAAACUUUCCAACGCCAAACUUAAUAUAGUCAAUGCCAAAGAACAGUUAAAAGUUGGCCUUUCAUCAAAUCCAUUCCCAAUAUAGAAACAUUCUUGUAAAUAUCUAGUGAAAAGUGUUGAAGUUGUAUCUAAUGGAAAGGAUACAUGAAUCUAGUGGAAUGGAUACAUCAAUUUAGUGGAAAGGAUACAUGUUUUUAGUGGAAAGAAUACAUGAAUCUAGUGGAAUUGAUACAUCAAUUUAGUGGAAAGGAUACAUGUUUUUAGUGGAAAGGAUACAUGAAUCUAGUGGAAUUGAUACAUCAAUCUAGUGGAAAGGAUUCAUGUAUUUAGUUGAAAGGAUACAUGAAUCUAGUGGAAAGGAUACAUGUAUUUAGAAGAAAGGAUACAUGUAUUUAGUGGAAAGGAUACAUGAAUCUAUUGGAAAGGAUACAUGUAUUUAGUGAAAAGGAUACAUGAAUCUAGUAGAAAGGAUACAUGAAUCUAGUGGAAAGGAUGAAUGCAUCUAGUAAGAAUACACGAAUGAAUGAAUAGAUACAUGAAUCAAAUGAAAAAGGGUGAAAUCUAGUGGGAAAGAUGCUUAAAUCUAGUGAUUGAAAGUCUACUUGAAAAAAACGUAAAAAUCAGAUUUUGAUCAUACAAAAAGUUAACUCUAAAUAUGCAAAAAUUGCCAUUUUUUUAUUGCAAAAACCUUUAAGCAUUAUUUUUUUCUCUAAAGUGUCAAAACUACUGAUUAAAACACAUCAUUGGACAUUUUAGUUGAUCCGGUUUUAGUUUUAGAGAAUUAUAUUUUAAUUUUGUAAACUACUCAUGGAACCUCCUUUAACCCAAAAAAUAUCGACUGAUGUGAUACACUAAUCUUUUUAGUUUUCCCAUGCAUUUUAAGAUUUACAAUGUGAAAGAUUUUUCACAAAUUUGUGAGGAAUCAAUUUUAAGUAUUUUUAAUUUUAAGAAACAUGUACAAAACGCAUUUUUCACUAUAAUUAAAUUUGACCAUCGCAUCGCAUUUUGUGAUAAAAAAGUGUUUUCGUUUCUUCUCAAAAUAUGUCUACAUGGGCAUAAAAACUUCCGUCUUUCCAAGCUAUAUCCGAAGGAAAAAAAACCGUUUUACAAAAUAUUGAAAAAUAGCCAAGUUGAAGCUGAAAAACUAAGGAAAACAGCUGAUUUUGUAAUUUCCCUAAUUUUUCCCACUUUCAUGCUCCUAGAGCACAUGUUUUUGAAUAUUUUUACUAAACCGUUUGCUGCGUUGAAUUAUGCUUUGCGGCUCUUUUGAUACCCAUAUCGACAUAUUUUGCAAAAAUUAAAAAAUUCACGAUUGUCAGUUUUGAUGUUAUCGAAAAAUGCUUUUAUUAAAUGCUGCUUAAAAUUAAAAAACACAGUAGUAUUUACUACUUGAUUUGUGUUCAUGAAAAUUCUUCGAUCUAAAUGCAUAUAUCUAUUUUUUGCCAUGAAAAGCUAGAAUUCAUUUAUGUAAUUUUAGGAGGGACUUCUUAGUUCGAACAUUGCCUCUGAAAAAAUAUAGCCCCCUCCCCCUUUUUAAUGAACUUGCCAAAUAUCUCGGUAUUUUUCAAGCGAAAAAUACACCAAAGAAUGUUUGCAUAGAGAAAGGAAACGAAGAGUUAAAAAUUAUCUCAUAAUCCCCUCAGAGGUACGCAAUUCGGGCCACCUUAUAGCCAAGAUAUACGUUGACACUUUGUAUAUACAAGUGUACAGUAUUUGAUACGUUAAGCAAGCAUCGUGAUGUACACAAUCGACCACCCUAUUAAUUUUGCUACAUGGUUGUACGUUAUGAGAUUUAAUUUUAACUCCUCGUUUCCCUUCUUUAUGGAUGUUUUUAUCAUACGUUUCAAACUGCGUUAGAUAAUUGACAAAUGCGUAGUUGUACACCUUCACUAAUAUUUACUAUGAAUCUCUUUGUACGCUGUACUUCAAGUGUACAGUACAAUCCAGAUCCACUAAAAUGAGACCUCAGAGACACUGUACAGAACUCAUACUAUCUGUUUCCUCAUAUUCACGAAUCCCUAAACUUAAAACUUGAUUCUUUCUUUGCCAAAUCAUUAAAUUAGCCAUUAAAAGACUAUAUAUUUGAGAAAGAAGUCUUAAUUAAUCGUUAUUUAUUGUGAGUUUUAGGUCGUAUUUAUAGUCUCAUCGUUUGUGGGUAACUCUGUAAUUGAAUUUGAUUGCAAAUAUCUGUAUAACUCAAAGUUAAGUGCCCAUAUCAAGUUGUAUAAAAAGUUAUGUACCAUGUACAAUUGUGAAGAAGAAAAAACAGCUGUAGUGUACAGUGUACACAUAUGUACACGGCCUAAAGAGAAACAGUCGCAAAAUCAAGUGAGCCUCAAUGCAAUGCCUAAUUUACAACGGUACCCUUGAAACCUUGAAACCCUAAUCUGAUCAAAAAUGUGGAAAAUAACGUAGUUCUUCUGACUCGAAAAUCCACCCAUCAUUCUUGAAUUUAAGAAGUAUAUAGAGUGAGUAAAUAAUUGGCGCAUCAAUAUUUUUGCUGGGUUCGUGCUCUUGUUAUCCCAAAAUUUAACUAAGAUAUUUGUAGAAUCAAAUAGAGGAUUUGUUAGACUGAUAUUUCUAUGGUUUUAUGUAUUUAGGGAUUUUUAUAAGCGGAUUUUUAAAAAAUGUUAACCAGAUUUUUAGAUAUAUCUCAUUUAAAUAUUGAAAGAUUUUUGUGAGUAGUUCAGUUGGUUUUUGAAGACAUCUUUUUACAUAUUUGGGGAUUUUUAUAAGCGGAUUUUUCAAAAAUGUUAAGCAGGGUUUUAGAUAUAUCUCAUUUAGAUAUUAAAAGAUUUUUUUGAGUAAUUGGUUUUUGAAGAAACUUUUUAUAUGUAUUGGGAUUUUUAUAGGCGGAUUUUUUUAAAAUGUUAAGCAGGUUUUUAGAUAUAUCUCAUUUAAAUAUUAAAAGAUUUUUAUGAGUAAUUGGUUUUUGAAGAAACUUUUUAUAUGUAUACUGCAUUGGGAUUUUUAUAGACGGAUUUUUUAAAAAAUGUUAAGCAGGUUUUUAGAUAUAUCUCAUUUAAAUAUUGAAAGAUGUUUAUGAGUAGUUCAGUUGGUUUCUGAAGAAAUCUUUACCUAGAUAUCGAUUGACGAGAAAUGGGGUUUUCGUUUAAUUUUCUAAAUGUAAAACAGAAACCUAGCAAAAGUUUUGAUAUUAUUGUGUUAAACAUUGCUAACCAAGAUUUUUACUCACUCUCUGUUUACACACUUAGCUUAUCAGCAUGUAGACAAACAUGAACUACAAGAUAAUUUAAACAAAAGUCCCUAGUCCUUCAUGUAGAUAGUAGUUACUAUUCUUUAGGUUUCGGAUGCAAAUAAAAAAAAUUGCUGCAGAAAAAACGUUUUUAUACUAAUUGAAUUAGUUGCUGUGCCCUAUUUUUGUGAGCUUUUAUAUGUGUUAAACUGUACUGAGUAUAUGGUACAUGAUAUUUGUGCUGUACAUGUUAUAGGAUAAUCCCACAGUACAGUUGUAAGUGUGAGUGUACAAAGCCUAUAGAAAGUGAUGAUUAGAUUGUACAAGGGAUCUCUGUUGAAUACAUUGAAAUCAA
Molecule: messenger RNA, 5147 nt
Organism: Eurytemora carolleeae
Lineage: Eukaryota; Metazoa; Arthropoda; Copepoda; Calanoida; Temoridae
Product: regulator of G-protein signaling 7
Exons: 18
Coding region: 227-1681 (484 amino acids)
Biological process (GO): regulation of G protein-coupled receptor signaling pathway; G protein-coupled receptor signaling pathway; intracellular signal transduction
Source: RefSeq, a predicted model, not a curated record